Penaeus indicus is the source of this 1200-nucleotide messenger RNA. RefSeq lists its product as uncharacterized. Lineage: Eukaryota; Metazoa; Arthropoda; Malacostraca; Decapoda; Penaeidae. The transcript has 4 exons. The record is from RefSeq and is a predicted model, not a curated record. The coding region runs from base 604 to 1038 and encodes 144 amino acids.
GGGUAACCUCGGUCGUGACAAGGUGUGAGUGUGGGCUGAGGGGGGACUUGUGUUUUGUGAUUAUUGGUACUAUUUGAUACUUUCUAUGCUGUAUACCGUGCCCUGCAUUUAUGUCGAACACGCCAGUGAUUUUUGUACACUGUACAGCAGGAAAUAAAGCAGCCAAAGACGGAGACUGGUGUGUGUUUACUCCGGCAGGACUUGAAGGUUCAUUGUGUCCGGCUUAUUCCCUCAUGCCCAUGUUCAUGCCCUAUAAUUCACGUCCUGAGGAAUAUUCGUCAGCUCCUGUAGCCGGGGUGAGUGGCAAAGUAGCUGUCCAUGCCUCAGAGUUGUUGUGCCGUUGGCUGUGCCAAUAGAAAGAUUGGAGAUAAGAAAGAUUUGCCGUGUUACAACAUUUCGAAGGGGAAAACGCCGAUAGAAAAAGAAGACGCGAAGCAUGGAUCAAGGCCAUUCGCAGAGAAGAUUGGAAAACGUGUUUGUGUCAGCUUUUUCAGCGACAGGAGGCCUUGGACGGGCGACAGAGAAGACCGGCAUCCGCAGAGGAAAUGCCGCAGAAGGCGUGGAGGGUGGGGGACCCGGAAGUAAAGAUGACAACAUAGAUGAAUGCGAAAACAUGUACUCUCUUCUGCCUCUCUACAAGUUUACGCAUCUUCCAGGGAUAACGAAAUAGGAAUUACUAAACGAAUCAAAGUACACCCCCCUCAAGAGAUGGAUUCUACGCAGAAAGCCAGCGGUGAACAUCAGAUGCCUCUCGGUUGCGCAGACGGCCACGGCACAGCCCGAGCAGAGACCCUGGAGCCGGACAGGGAGCCAGCGCCGAGCGAACGAGACGAGCCGCAGAUAACGUCACUGCCGUCCUUUGGAUAUCUCAACACCACAGCAUGGGGCACCAUCGAGGACGACAUACAUUUAGACGAGCACAUUGUGGUGUUCGACGAUGCCGUCCAGGUCCUUCCCUCCGCCGGCGCCGAAGUAGUCUACUACUGGGAUAGUAAUCCAACGGGGGUUAGGGAUCCGAACACUGGUCUUGAAUUUUGAUAUUUCAUUACGUCUAGUGACCUCUCCGUACAUGUCAAUGGAAGCAGACUUUGGUUACCAUAUAUGUAUCAUAUAGCCCUGCCUCUUACAUCUCGCCAGCCCUUUAAGCAAAUACUUAAUCUUUGUCUUGAUGGUCUCUUUAAGUCAUUAAAAGUUAAACCA